CUGAUGCUGCCACUCCCCGCUCUGGCCUUCACGGGAGCGCGCCUUUACUCCUGCGCGCACUCCCGCUUUUACUACCGACGGGCUCGGACUCCGUGGGAGGAAGUUACUGAGAUUGGGAAACGGGCUGCAACUCCGAACCGGGAAAACAAAAACCCAAACUAAACUCAACCUGAGACGUGGAGGAGACUUUGUGGGAUUUACAUAUCUAUAUUUUUUAAUUAUCCAAAGUUUGGGAAUAUGGACUGAGUGGCGCAGAUGGAGGCGGCGAGAAGUUUGUUGCUGGUCGGGGCCGUUUUGCUGGGAGCGACCGGAGCUUGGAGCCGGGAAGUUUGUCUGGGAACGGACAUGAAGCUAGCUCUGCCCUCCAGCCUGGAAAAUCACUAUGAGACCCUGAGACUGCUCUACACCGGCUGCCAGGUCGUCCACGGCAACCUGGAGAUCACACACCUGAGCGGGAACCCGGACCUCUCCUUCCUGAAGGAAAUCGUAGAGGUGCAAGGUUAUGUACUCAUUGCACACGUCUCGGUGAGCCUGGUGCCUUUGGACAACCUUCGGAUCAUAAGAGGAAGCCACUUUUACAACUCCAACUAUUCGCUGGCUGUGCUGGACAAUCAGGGGCUGAAGACGCUUCGGCUUCGUAGCCUCAAAGAGAUCCUGUUGGGCGGGGUGUCUAUUUUGGGGAACCCCCAGUUGUGCUUCCCGGACCCAAAGAACAUCAUAUGGACGGACACUAUGGACGAACAGAACACCAAACCGCACCGCCUGCAGGCCCGAGCCCCCAACUGUCCAAGCUGUCAUCCUGCAUGUGGGAAGAACUGCUGGGGGGAAACCGAGCAGGACUGUCAAACACUGACCAGAAUAAACUGUGCGUCUGGCUGUCAGCGAUGCAAAGGUCCUCUUCCUAGCGACUGCUGUCACACGCAGUGUGCGGCUGGGUGCACCGGACCCAGAGACUCGGACUGUUUGGCGUGUCGUCACUUCAACGAUAGUGGAAUGUGCAAAGAGAACUGCCCCCCACCCAACUUCUACGACUCCGUCACCUACCAGAGCAAACCCAACCCCAACAAGAAGUUGAGCUUUGGAGCCACCUGCGUCAAGACGUGUCCCUAUAACUACCUGGCCAUGGAAGUGGCCUGCACCUUGAACUGUCCCCGAUCCAACAAGGAAGUCAUCAUCAAGCAGCCGGAUGGCACUGAGACGCAGAAAUGCGAAAAGUGUGAAGCUGACUGCGCCAAAGAUUGCUACAGCCUGGGCAUGGACAACCUGGGCGUCGUGGACAACCACAGCGUUACCGUGGUAACGUCUGCCAACGUGGGUCAGUUCACCAAGUGUUCCAAGAUCUUCGGAAGCCUGGCUUUCCGCGCCCAGAGCUUCGCAAGGGACCCUGUGACCAACUCAUCCGGCCUGACCUUGGAGCAGCUGAAAGGCUUCAGGAAGCUGGAGGAGAUUGCAGGUUAUUUGUACAUCGACGCCUGGCCGGAGGAAUGGAGCAACCUUUCAGUGUUUGAGAACCUCAAGGUGAUCAGAGGCAGGAUGCUCUACAUGUAAUUCUCAAGAUUUGCUGAYAUGAUAUUAAGCCAACAGAAAUCGCAUAUUAAAAGGUGUUAUGUGCUUCAUUUGCUGUUUGUAUUUCCAGAGAAGGAGAGGCUUGUUUGCCAUCCGCUGUGUGAGGGGGGCUGCUGGGGCCCGGGGCCCGGCCAGUGCGUGUCAUGCAAGACGUUCCAGCGAGGCACCGUGUGUGUGGAGCAGUGUGACUAUCAGGGAGCUGUUCCUGAAUACGUUGAUGGGUCUUUGUGCAAAACCUGUCAUGAUGAGUGUCGACCUCUGAACGCCUCUGCAUCCUGCCACGGCCCGGUAAGACGCCAUACUGUACAACACCACAACAUACCACUGUUUACCAAACAGCAUGGCAGUGAACUUUUCCUAAACGUCUCCUCUCUGUUUAGUUCGGGCACAACCGUCGCUGCUGCAGUCGGUGGAGUCGCACUCUUCCUCAUCUUGCUGGGUCUGCUGGUCUUUUAUCUGAAGAGACAGACGAAAAUGAAGAGGAAGGAGACCAUGAGGAGGUACCUGCAGGAGCAGGAGCUGGUGGAGCCGUUGACGCCGAGCGGCGCGUCUCCGAACCAGGCUCAGAUGCGAAUCCUGAAAGAGACGGAGUUGAAAAAGCUCAGGCCUCUGGGUGCAGGGGCCUUUGGGACUGUCUAUAARGGGGUGUGGGCUCCAGAAGGAGAACACAUAACAAUACCGGUGGCCAUUAAAGUCUUGAGAGAGAACACCUCACCGAAAGGCAACAAAGACAUUCUUGAUGGGAUGAAUUAUCUGGAGGACAUUCGGUUGGUCCACAGAGAUCUGGCCGCCCGCAACGUUCUGGUGAAGAACCCAAACCAUGUGAAGAUCACCGACUUCGGCCUGGCCCGUCUGCUGGACAUAGACGAGACGGAGUAUCACGCCGAUGGAGGAAAGGUGCCGAUUAAAUGGAUGGCUUUGGAGUCUAUUCUGCACAGGAAGUUCACCCAUCAGAGUGACGUCUGGAGCUAUGGGGUGACGGUUUGGGAGCUGAUGACGUUCGGCUCCAAGCCGUAYGACACCAUUGCAGCGAGGGAGAUCCCAGAUCUGCUGGAGGGAGGAGAGCGGCUUCCUCAGCCCCCGAUCUGCACCAUAGAYGUCUACAUGAUCAUGGUCAAAUGYUGGAUGAUUGAUCCAGACAGCAGGCCCAAGUUCAAAGAUCUGGUUCAGGACCUCAGCGCCAUGGCGAGAGAUCCGUCUCGCUACUUGGUCAUUCAGAACGACGACCAGAUGAGCUCCUGCAGCCCGGUGGACAGCCAGUUCUACCGGAUGCUUCUGGAGGAAGGCGAGAACAUGGGGGACAUGAUGGACGCCGAGGAGUACCUGGUACCKCAGCCCAACCUGUUCCCCAGAACCAGGGCCGACGAGGCCCAGGCCAACGGGCCGACCCGCCACCAGUCCUACCGGCAGAGCAAAGAUCUGGAUGUUGAGCCCUUGGCCGCUGGCGGACCUCAGAGCAUGUACUCGUCUCUGAGUACUUUGGGCCGCAGCCAGUGCCCCACCCUGCCAGUGGGAGCCAACAUGUCCAACGGCCUGUGGCCCCAGUUGGCUCGGACCACUUCAGCAGGAGGCCAGUCUGACUCCGUCUUCUUGGAUGCGACUCCAGACGGACAUUUCUUAUCGCCGUCCAGYCCUGGACGCUACUGCAAAGACCCCACMUACCCCAGAGGGAGCCAGUGUGACCUGGAAACUGAUGAGACGGACGGCUUCCAUCAUCCUAAUCACCUCCAUCACUCCCUGCCCAGGAGGAGUCACGCCCACAGUCAGAGGCCAUCUAUGCCAGAGUACGUCAACCAGGAGAUGCUGGAUCCCAGACCGGCGAUCCCUGAGCGACCCACUACGCUCCCACGCAAAGGCUCCAGAGUGGAGCGACGGCUCCCCAACGGCCUCGGGUCCGGCCACAGCGUUGAGAACCCAGGGUACCUAAUCCCCGUCAACUCCGCCUGCCCCGCCUUCGACAACCCGUACUACCUGGACCUCGGGGACAAAGCCAACGUCGCUCCGCCGGGAGCGGCGGGAGACGGCGCCGCAACUCAGGAGAGCAACGGAAACAUCACCAGGCACGUCAACGGGUUCGUCACCCCCACUGCGGAAAACCCAGAGUAUCUCGGACUUGCAGACACCUGGACUGGUCACACUUGAGGAGGAGGAGCAGGAACUGUAGGAGUUGCAGAUCGAGUUCUUCUAAUGGAGGAAUGAGAGAAAGGGAAGCCGGUUUGUUUUGUGACGGAUCUGAGUGGGGUCUUUGUUUGAAUGUGAGCACAUCGAUUUGAGGCCGACUAUCAGAAAACUCACUGUUGACUCCAGCACAGUGUAGCAUUAAUAUGGUGUCUGUGACACCGUGUGAAUUCAUCAGCAGYUUGGGACGCUUCGGUGAAAAACUCAUCCCAGUACGACRAGAGUCUGACGAUCAGAGAACCAUUUGACUGUUUUUCAGUUUUUCUUCACCGUUUAAUUAACAUUCAGAGUUUUUUCCACUACAUAUGAAGUAGGUUUUGUAUUUUUUUUUCUCAACUGCCACAGACAAAACAACCCAAGAUGCGCAUUGAGGAUGGUGUUUAGUAUUCUGGUCACAUUGGACGAAGGUCUCUAGUGCCCUCAAAGCCAUUUUGUCUCAAACAGAGAAGGCCCCUGCAGCCCAUCUGGCCUUUGGGUUUGCUCCCUGAAAGAAAGGCGUCCUGUAUGGCGAAGACAGCAGCUUUGUGCCGCUCUGAUGUAUCGGACCGCAGCUACUCUGUGGGCUCCGAGUAGACUUCAUAAGCUAAUGCAUGUUAAAGUCAACACUUUCC
Molecule: messenger RNA, 4355 nt
Organism: Poecilia reticulata (guppy)
Lineage: Eukaryota; Metazoa; Chordata; Actinopteri; Cyprinodontiformes; Poeciliidae
Source: RefSeq, a predicted model, not a curated record